Atta colombica is the source of this 288-nucleotide messenger RNA. RefSeq names its product WAS/WASL-interacting protein family member 3-like. The record is from RefSeq and is a predicted model, not a curated record. Lineage: Eukaryota; Metazoa; Arthropoda; Insecta; Hymenoptera; Formicidae. The transcript has 2 exons. Bases 1 to 288 code for a protein of 95 amino acids.
AUGGCGCCGUCGCCGUCGACGAGUGGUGCGGAGGGCCCGAGGGAAGGCGGCAGCAGCGGUGGCGGGGAAACCGCCUGGCAUCCUCCCCGUUCUUCUUUCCUCUCGCACACUGGUAGCAGGAAGAACCCGUCGACGACGACGCCGCCGCCACCACCGCCUCCACGGCCACCGCCGCCACCACCGCCGCACGUCGGUAUUAUACUGGGUUACAUACCCGGAGAUAUACCAACCCAAAAAACCAUACGAACUCAUACAUCGGACAUUCGCUUCUUCCUCACUAAUCCUUAG